This is a messenger RNA of Helianthus annuus (common sunflower), 2186 nucleotides long. RefSeq lists its product as uncharacterized. The coding region runs from base 107 to 658 and encodes 183 amino acids. The transcript is spliced from 2 exons. NCBI's taxonomy places the organism in Eukaryota, Viridiplantae, Streptophyta, Magnoliopsida, Asterales, Asteraceae. The record is from RefSeq and is a predicted model, not a curated record.
GAGUAGAGAUAGGUUUGCCAAUUUAGCAACCGAAUUUCAGUCUUUAAAAAUUCCCUCCAUCUUCUUCUUCCUUAUUUCAAAACCCUAAUUUCUUCUCUGUAAAUCAAUGGCGAAUAGAAGACCAGUGCUCCGAUCUCACUCACCUUCUGGAAGAUUCCACACCUCUCCCUCAUCAAACUCCUUCGCUUCUUCAACCUCUUCAUUCUCAUCAUCCACUUCCUUUUUCAACCGAUCUGCAUCUCCCACACGUGUCAACCUCUACGGAUCAUCAUCACCAUCACCGUCCGUACGAUUCUCUUCUAACCGUUCGAUCUCCGUAACUCCGACGAACAACUCUUCACCGGCGAAGAAGCCGUUACAGGCUCCGAAACGGAUGUGUAUGUGCUCGCCUACUUCUCAUCCAGGUUCCUUUAGAUGCAGUUUGCAUAAGAACGUUAAUAAUGUCCACAACAAUACGGCGUCGUAUCCGAAUAACCGGCUUAACGCGCGGCGGUCAGCGAUGACGAACUCGCUCGUGAGAAUCGGUACUGUUGAAGGCGGUGAUCUGGUGAAGAGAGCUUUAGCAGCGUUGAUUCGACCGUCGUCGCAUCAACAGCGGCGGCGUACGGCGUUUCAGCCGAGGCCGAGUCGGUUAUCCGUUAUGAGUAAAGCUGAUUAGUCUUCAGAUGACGUCAGAUUCCGGCUAUGACUCAGCGGUUGAUGAGAUCGUACGGACGGUUGUUAUAAUUCCGGUAACUGAUUGAAAACCUGAUCUGGAUGAAUACGGUGGCGGUGAAUCAGAUUCCGGCGACGAUGAGAUCGGACGGUUAAUAGAAUUCCGGUUGCCGAAUGAUAACCUGAUCUGGAUGAUGUUAGAUUGUUCUCUCUGUUAUCUUAUCUUCUGGACCAAGUGACCGUCAUGGAGUUAUUGAACAACUUUGCCUAAGCAUUUUGGGAGGAUUUGAUGGACGAUGAAUUUAUGAGAAUUGUUUAAAAUAUUAAAAUUAAGUAAAUACAUGUGAAAUUAUGAACUCUGGUACUUUCUUAAAAACUAUUCUAUACUAACUAAGAGAAAUCUUUAACACGAAAAACAUGUAUUGAUCAAGAUAUGCAGGUAAAAUACCAUUAUUUUGAAAUUUGGUUUUAAAAUUCACCUAUUAUUACUUUGGGAGUUAUAUCCGGCUAAGAAAAGCUUCACUAGCGUUUGGUCGAACAUUCUCAAAGAAUGUCAUAGAUUAGAUAUGCAUGGUUCGUUUUUUUAAUUAGUUAAUCAAGUGUUCAGUGACGAAUGGGAGAUCGGUGAGGUUUUAGGUCGAUACAUGGACGGUCAAGGGGAGAUUGAUGGAUGCUUUUCCAUCUUUUUUAAGUUGGAAGAGAGAAAGAUGUGUAUGGUUUCUGACAUUUUAACUUGGGAGGAUAUGAUUACCUUGGUUAAUUGGUCGUGGAAGAAGGAUCCGGAGUCGGAGAUCGAGUUAAAGGAAUUGGACGAGUUGAUGGAGGUGAUUCGUCAUGUCUCGCUAAUCAAGUGUGUAGAUGAUUGGAGAUGGAAUGGGGAUGUAAACGGGUGCUUUUCAGUUGAUGCGAUUAGAAGGUGGUUAUCCGGAAAAAAUGUGGAUGAUUGAGAUGUAGUGUUCGAGUGGUGUAAAUGGUUAUCCGAUAAAUGCAAUAUCUUUAUGUGGAGAGCUUUGUUGGAUCACCUUCCUACCAAGUUGGCGCUAAGGAGAAGGAAUAUUCAUGAGGAUAAUGCAUUAUGUGUUCUUUGUGAAGAUGGUGAGGAGUCGGUGGAUCAUCUCUUUUACUGGGUGUGGUAUCUUUACGGGGGUGUGUGUGGUAUCUUUAUGGGGGUGUGGGAAGGCAUAUUAAGGUGGUGUGGUCUACCCAAUUUUUUUGCUUCUAGCUUAAAGGAUGUGGUGGAGAUACAUAAUAUGGAUGGUUUGUCUAAUCUUCGGAAGGAGAUUGUGAGAGGGGCGGUCAUUGCGUGUUGUUGGAGGAUUUGGAAAGCUAGAAAUGAGCAAAAAUUUAAAACAAACAAUGCAAAGUGGUAGAGAUUGUAGCGGAUGUAAAGGCGCUUACUUUUUUAUGGUUUAGUAAUAGGCACAAUAAUAACGAUAAGGAUUGGAAGUCGUGGACGUGGUGUAAUUUGUUUUUGAUGUAAUGUUGUAGACGGUCCCUUCUCUCCGUCUUAAAGAUUAAGUGGUUUUCACGUA